Messenger RNA from Helobdella robusta, 360 nucleotides. RefSeq lists its product as hypothetical. NCBI's taxonomy places the organism in Eukaryota, Metazoa, Annelida, Clitellata, Rhynchobdellida, Glossiphoniidae. The record is from RefSeq and is a predicted model, not a curated record. The transcript has 4 exons. The coding region runs from base 1 to 360 and encodes 119 amino acids.
AUGUAUCCCUUCAACUUCCACACCAAAAGAACAAGUUUUUCAAAAUCUGGAAAACUGAUAAGCAUAAAAAGAAAUAGAUUGCGAGAUAGUUCAUUUGAAGGGUUGAAGUUUCCAGAGGAGUUCAUCAUGGAAGAUGUCAGGCCACGUUGGAGCCCAAGGCAUUACGUAGGUGGUGGGGUGGGUGCCGAAAGGCCAAUGAAUUGGGCUCUUGAGUUUUGUAAUUUUAGUCUACUACCCGCACGGCUUCCGGACGGCAAAUGGUUUACUAUCCGCAAGGCAGUAGUCUACUAUCCGCACAGCAAUGGUUUACUAUCCGGUGCCCUGGCUGUCGGUGAACCUCUGUGCAAGGAGGAAGAAUGA